Molecule: messenger RNA, 307 nt
Organism: Cherax quadricarinatus
Lineage: Eukaryota; Metazoa; Arthropoda; Malacostraca; Decapoda; Parastacidae
Source: RefSeq, a predicted model, not a curated record
GAGGACUCGAUUAGAAUGGUACUGGGGGAGAUGACAACAUUGUUUGAGCAAAAUCAGCGUGAUGUCUUAUAUGUAAUUUUAUUUCUUGUAUAUUUUCUUAAGGAAUGCAACAGUACAGGUGAUGUACGAUUUUUUUCUGGAGUUCAUUUACGACAUGCUGCUUUGGAGAGAAAUAAAAGAUGUUUGCUGCUUACUUGUAAAUACAACAGGUUGGAAAGAAUUAAAGCUAUGCGCUGGGAAUUUGGCAGUAUUCUACCAGCAGAAAUUCGAGCCAAUAUAUGUGAACCUGAGUCAGUUAAUUUUAUUU